Molecule: messenger RNA, 4683 nt
Organism: Caenorhabditis angaria
Lineage: Eukaryota; Metazoa; Nematoda; Chromadorea; Rhabditida; Rhabditidae
Source: the annotation of a GenBank genome assembly
AUGUACUUUGUCUAUCAGCACGCUGAUGAAGUCAGUUUUGAAAGAAUUGUAAGUUUUUGGAUACAUACAUCUGGUGUUGGAAAGUUAUGGCAAAUUUUAGGUGAAUGACUCAAAUUUCAAGUCAGCUAUGCAAGUGAUGAAUAAAGAUAGUCUGAUCAUCAUAUUAAACAAACAUGCACUAAAUAUGACGUUUAAUUGGCUAUGCAACACUAAAAAUAUGGAAGGAGUUCAUCAAAAUAUAAUUGCUAUCAGUUUGGACAAAGAAACAGAAGAUAAACUCAACAAUUAUUGGAAAAAUGUGAAACAAAUCCCACUUCGAGUUGAUAGUUUAAAGGUAAAUCAUAUUUUCAGUCUGUAUUUAUUCUUUAUUUAUUACAGAACCCUUUUAAUUAUGGAGAUGGCCAAUAUCAACUGUUCUAUUUAUUGCGAGCAAAUCUCGCAAGAAGUUUUUUACAUUACGGAAAAUCUUUUUGGAUGAUUCAACAAGAUACAUUCUGGAAUGAUAAUCUCCUCAACAUCAAUUUGACUAGCUAUGAAAACGCUGAUAUUGUUUUUGACCGAGCUUCUGAAUUAGGCCCUCUUGUUGCUGGAGGAUAUUAUUAUGCAAAGCCCACGGAAAAUGCUAAAUCGUAUUUCGCAAAACUAGCAUCCGAUAUCUCGUGGUGGUAUGUGCCAGAUAAUGCAUAUAUGACUGCGUUAUGUGAAGUUGGAGGCUUGGCAAAUUGUGGCAGAUUACCAUUCAAGUGAGUUCAUCAAUUUUUUUAAAACUUUGUAAAGUUAUUUUUCUAGUACAUAUAAAUGAAACACUCAAAAACUUAUAAUUUCUGUAUAGACUAGUCUUAUGAAGUUUUCUCAUAUCAGUUUGUAUUUGAUGUUUAGUUUGAUCUCUGACAUAAGAAUUGUUUUAAAGUGAUAUGAAAACUUUCGGUUUGAAAAACAAUUUCUUUUAUAAACAAGAUACAUAAAAUCGUUGAUCUUUUUCAAAUACAUCACAUGUGAAUGUAUCCUUGUUCUCUGCAAAUUCAAUAAUUAAUCAAUCUAUUUCCUCAUUCCAGUCUAAUCUCAAACUGGCAAUGGUUAGAUGGUAGUCUCGAAACGCCUCCAUCAUUCAUUCAAUUUGACGGAGAAACGCAACUUGGUGGAAAAUUGGAAAAAGUUUGUUAUCAGUGUUAUAAUACUCAAUAAUCGCCUUAAAUUUCCAGAUGAGACGGAUUGGGUUCUACUUUUUGAAUGACAAUGAUCAAACCACGUGCAACCUUAGCGUUUUAGAGGUGGGUUGGAGAAUUAGGAAUUUUCAACGAAAAAAUCAGAAAAGCGUUGAUAAGAGAGUCCUGGAUCACAAAAAUAAUAGAGCACAAAAAAUCGAAAACAUAUUUUCGCAAUUUAAUUUUUUUCAGGAAACUCGAAGUCGACUUCAUAAUCCAAGUGCUCAAAAAUUGGCAGUUCCAUUAUCUGGAAGUGUGAAGCAAUUCAAAUUCUAUCAAAAUCUUGUUGACACUUUCUACGCCACAAAAAUUGGUGCAAUUUUUAUGAAUCAUUUCGUGCUGCCUUAUGCACAUUUCUGUAUGUUAUCGAUGUAGAAAACGAUGACAAGAAAAGUGUUUUUUCUUGUCACUGACACAUCAGAUAACACUGUCGCCUAUAUAAACCUUCUUAAAAAAUUGUCUAGAGCGUCAAAAUGAAAUAUUUAUUAUUUAUUUCUUUUGUUGUUCUUUGUUUAGUCGAGUUUACAAGUUGUGGAGUUCUUAGGGAUAGCUAUGAAGAAUGGAGUACACACGGUGAUUAUGUGCCACCACCACCAAAAUAUAAAAUGCUUCGAUAUGCGAAAAAAGUUUUGAAUGAACCGGAUAAUCGAAAAAUGUCAUGUUUUGCAUGUACUUUUGGAGUUGAUGGUGUGCAAGCAUUGAUUGCGCAAAAUGCGACGGAUGAGGAAGUUGCGGAAUUUUUGGUGUAAGUUGGUGUGGGAAAAGACUGUAAUUAUACAAAUUACACAUUUACAGAAAAAUACGCAUAACAUUUCUUAUAUUUAUCACAAACAUUUAAAAAAUCAGAAUGCAAAAUAUAGUUCAUAGAAAGAAAAUGUUUAUUUUUCUUUUUAAUUUUUAUUUCCUUUUUUCAGACACAUGUGUGAUUUGUUCAAUGUCGAACAACCACACGUUUGCAAAAACAUUAUUUAUGCUUUCAAAGAUGAAGUCGUCUUUGUCCUCGAAAAAUCAGUCUUCACACCAGAUGAAAUCUGCGGAGCAUUUAUCAGCGAUUGCGGUCAUUCUGACAAACCUCUAACCCAUAUGUGGAAUUUGACUAUCCCUGGAAACAAACCAGCAAUCCGACCAUGGCCGAGAAUACCAGAUAACAAACCAACUUAUAAAGUACUACACCUUUCUGAUAUUCAUAUCGAUCAUCAAUAUGUACCUGGCACAGAAGCAUAUUGUCAAUUGGAUAGUGCACUUGGAACUUAUGCUAUGUGUUGUAGAGAUUAUUCAACAGAUCAACAAGGAAGACCAACUAAUUUUAAAGACAGUAGGUUAUUUGGAAUUCGAGCGCAAAAUGUUUUCAAAAAAUAUUUUUUUCAGAACCAAUUUAUGUGCCAGCCGGGCCAUGGGGUAUGCCAUAUCUUUGUGAUCUUCCAUAUCAAACAUUUGACUCUGCCAUGAAACAUAUCAGCAAAACUGUUAAAGAUGUAAGUUUUCACUAUAAAAACAUUUUGCAAUACAUUGUUCCAGAUUGAUUAUAUUAUUAUUACUGGAGAUUUUGAAGCUCACGACUCUUGGGACUAUACAGAAGAUUUGACAAAAGAGAAUAUGAAUAAUAUGACAAAUGUGUUUUUAAAUUAUUUCCCAGGAAUUCCAGUGUAUGUUUCAAUUGGAAAUCAUGAAGGUGUGCCUCAAGAUGCGAUGGCACCACAUACAAUGCCUGAAUAUGAUAAAAGAGGUCCACAAUGGUUGUAUAAGAUAAUGAGUGAUAUGUGGGCACAUUGGAUUCCAUCAGAGGCGUUGGACACUGUGCAAUAGUGAGUUUCCGGUUUUCUGGGAGUUAGGGUAAUUAUGAAUUUGAAUCUGACCACAGAACUCCGAAUUUUCUUGAACAAAUUUUCUUAAAAUUUGGUUAGAGAACGCCGAAUUUUGUUUAUUUUUAAAAUUUUUCUCCUACUAAACUGUGAAACAAUUUUUAUUCAUUUGAAUGUUUCUCAAUUUCCCUGAAAGAAUUUUUUCAGAGAAAAGAAAAAAUAAAAAAGAAAACGAUUUUCUAAUUGUUGAUUUUUAUGAACGGCAAUUUUCUUUUCUUUUUCACAAAAAAAUUUCCGGUUCAAAUUAGGCUGGAAGUUCAGCGAUUACUUUGAAAUACCAAACAUUGAAAGAAGUUUUUGAUGAAGCAUUGAUUAACAGAUCUUAAUACUGUACAAAUUACAGUCUGAUUUCUCACAACUUAUGUAUUUUUCAGCCGUGCUAGUUACGUUGUUCGUCCAAAAGAAGGUUUGAAAUUGAUAUCACUCAACACAAUUUACUGUUCUGAAUACAAUUUGUGAGUUUCAAUUCAUCCAAUUUAUUUCGAAUCCUUUUUUUUUCCAGUUAUCUUUAUAUUAAUGAAGUUGAUCCAGAUGCAACUUUGGAAUGGCUCAUUGAAGAACUCGUGGAUUCUGAAAAACGCGGAGAAGUUGUUCAUAUUAUUUCACACAUUCCACCAGGUGACAAUUACUGUUUGAAAGGAUGGAGCUUCAAUUUCUACGAAAUUGUGAAACGUUUUGAAAAUACAAUUGCUCAAAUGUUUUAUGGACAUACACAUUAUGAUCAAUUCAUGGUAAUUUAUAGUUUUUUGCGAAAAAUCUUGAAAUGUUCAAAUAUUUCCAGGUUUAUUAUGAUAUGGAAGAUCCAAACCGUCGUCCAUUCCAUUUCAAUUGGAUUUCACCAUCCUUGACAACCUAUGACUUUUUGAAUCCAGCUUAUAGAAUCUAUGAAAUUGAUGGCGGAUAUACUGGAGCUACACAUGUAAGAAAAAUUUUCUUUAUUUUUUUUUUGUUGAAAAAAAUUGUGAUUUCAGACUGUGAAAGAUGCUUAUACUUAUUAUGCAAAUGUAACAGAAGCAAAUCAAAAGAACAAAGAGCCAGAGUGGAAACUUUCAUACAGUACUAAAGUGAGUUAGGAGGGGAGUUGUUGUGUAUCCUGAUAUUCUUAAAUCUAUUGUUCAAAAUUUCUAGAAAUCAAAAAUGUUUAGUUUUGAAAACGAAUACACGUAUUUUUUACUUCCAAAUAUUUGCCGUUUACUAUUCAGGUCCAUUUUUCACUGGAAUUUCCAAAAACUCAUAAAUUAUUUCAAUUGUUUGAAAUGUCAGGUCAAAGAACUAGCUUUUUGGUCACAUAAUAAUAGUUUCAAUAAUAAGUUUCAUAAAUUCAAAGAUCAUAAAUGACAAUUCCCUCGUUUUUUUCCUUGAAGUUUUAACAAAAUGAUAAAUGGUUUUUCCAGGACUUCUACAACAUGCCAGAUUUUUCUCCUCAAUCCUGGAGCGAUUUGAGUGAUCGACUUUGGACAAACACAACAUUAUUCCGAGAUUUCAUCAAAUUAUACUAUCGUAAUCAUUAUAACAAUGAGUGUUAUACAGAUUACAAAUGUCGAUUCGAUUUUGUAUGCAAAAUGAAGAAAAGUCGAAGCUAUGACGAAUCAUUCUGCGAUCAUUUGAAAAAAUAA